AUGGAGCCACACAGCCAUUCAAGCCUGGCUGAACUUGUGCUCCUUGGUUUCCCCAAAGUGACACAUGUCAGGGGCUGGCUUUUUGUCCUGCUGCUAUUGGCAUACCUGUUCACUGUCAGUGGCAACAUGGCCAUCUUUUUAGUCAUACGAUUGGAUGCAGCCUUACACACACCUAUGUACCACUUUGUCAGUGUUCUCUCCUUCUUGGAGCUAUGGUAUACAGUCACCACCAUCCUCAAGAUGCUAGCUAAUCUUCUCAGUGAUAAGAAGACCAUUUCUUUUUCAGGAUACCUACUUCAGACUUACUUCUUCCACUCCCCAGGGGCCUCUGAAUGCUACCUUCUUACAGCAGUGGCCUAUGACCGAUCCCCGGCCAUCUGCUGGCCCCUCCACUAUCCUGCAAUUAUGACCCCCACACUCUGUGCCAAGAUGACUGCUGGUUGUUGGGCUUGUGGCUUUCUGUGUCCCAAUUCUGAAGUCAUCCUGGUCUCCCAGUUCCAUUUCUGUGGCUACAGUGAAAUCCAACACUUCUUCUGUGACUUUCCACCUCUUCUGAGCCUGGCCUGUGAGGACACAUCCAAUAAUGUCCUGGGAUUUGCCAUCAAUGCCUUCAUCAUCCUUAUCACUUUCCUCUUUAUUAUGGUGUCUAAUGGAAGAAUCAUUGGGGCUAUAUUGAAGACAAAAACAACAGCAGGAAGAAAGAAGUCCUUUUCUACAUGUGCCUCACAUCUUAUUGUGGUCCUCAUAUUCUUUGGGAUCAUCAUCUUCAUGUAUAUGCGACUAAAGAAGAGCUAGUCACUGACCCUUGAUUGGACACUUGCUGUAAUCUACUCUGUACUAACAUCACUGGUCAACCCAAUUAUCUACAGUCUUCGUAACAAGGGACUCAUUAAGGCCAUUAAGAGAACCAUCUUCUGGAAGGGAGAGAUAGUUAGUCCCACCCACCAUUGA
Balaenoptera musculus (blue whale) is the source of this 951-nucleotide messenger RNA. RefSeq names its product olfactory receptor 6N2. Gene Ontology annotation, cellular component: membrane. The record is from RefSeq and is a predicted model, not a curated record. NCBI's taxonomy places the organism in Eukaryota, Metazoa, Chordata, Mammalia, Artiodactyla, Balaenopteridae. Gene Ontology annotation, biological process: G protein-coupled receptor signaling pathway. Gene Ontology annotation, molecular function: olfactory receptor activity; G protein-coupled receptor activity.